Messenger RNA from Dentiscutata heterogama, 340 nucleotides. The record is from the annotation of a GenBank genome assembly. Lineage: Eukaryota; Fungi; Glomeromycota; Glomeromycetes; Diversisporales; Gigasporaceae.
AUGAAGUUCAACAAUUUCUUCAUAUCAUUAAUACCAUUUUUAUUAUUUAUUACAAUUAUCUUUGCUGAUAUUAACGACCGUGAUGGUCUAGACGAGAGAGAUGAAUGGUAUAAUAAUUACGGCAGUGCCUUAUACCCUAACAACUUUCAUCGCAAACGUGAUGGUGGGAAUCGUAAACGUGACUUACCGACUUUUUUAAAUUAUAAACGUGACGCUUCUCCGAAAGCUAAUUUUUACUACUAUAAACUUCAAAAGAGUAGUAACGAGUCUAAUAAACAAGAUGAAGAAGAUAAUGAACAGAAUGGUGAAAAUGAAAGUGAAUCUAAUAAUCAAAAACGUA